Hippocampus comes (tiger tail seahorse) is the source of this 4347-nucleotide messenger RNA. It is a transcript of the gene rps6ka2, whose product is annotated as ribosomal protein S6 kinase, polypeptide 2. NCBI's taxonomy places the organism in Eukaryota, Metazoa, Chordata, Actinopteri, Syngnathiformes, Syngnathidae. Bases 186 to 2429 code for a protein of 747 amino acids. The record is from RefSeq and is a predicted model, not a curated record. The transcript has 22 exons. Gene Ontology annotation, biological process: protein phosphorylation; intracellular signal transduction. Gene Ontology annotation, molecular function: ATP binding; magnesium ion binding; protein serine/threonine kinase activity.
GCGAUCGUGGAGUGUACGGAGAUAAUGACGAAAUUCACACGCCACCUCGACCGCGUCGCGACGGGACGAGCGAGGGGAUCGCUUCGCUAUUAGAGACGCCACCAUCAUCCGCUCGUUCGUUUACCUCCACACGGAGAGGAGAUGUCCUUCACAAAUGGGAUGCAUGCGCAGGGCUGAUCGUUGCCAUGGAUACCAACACGCGAAAAUUCACAGUGAAGAGAUGGUUUUCCAUCUAUCUGAAGAACAAGGCCGCCCGAAACAAGACCACGACGGGAUUCUGUCAGCUGGAGGAUGACAGCAUACUCAAGGAGAUUGACAUCAGCCACCAUGUGAAAGAAGGCUUUGAGAAAGCUGACCCCUCUCAGUUCCAGCUACUCAAGGUGCUUGGACAGGGAUCCUAUGGAAAGGUGUUUCUGGUCAGAAAGAUCAGAGGUGUGGACAGAGGGCAACUGUAUGCAAUGAAAGUCCUGAAGAAAGCCACACUGAAAGUCCGAGAUCGUGUGCGAUCCAAAAUGGAAAGAGACAUUUUGGCAGAGGUCAACCACCCAUUUAUCGUGAAACUACACUAUGCCUUCCAGACAGAAGGGAAGCUCUAUCUAAUCCUAGACUUUCUCCGAGGGGGGGACCUUUUCACUCGUCUGUCGAAAGAGGUGAUGUUUACCGAAGAGGAUGUCAAGUUUUACCUGGCAGAAUUGGCUUUGGCCUUGGACCACUUACACAGUUUAGGAAUCAUCUACAGGGACCUCAAACCUGAAAACAUUCUUCUCGAUGAAGAAGGACAUAUAAAGAUAACUGACUUUGGUUUGAGUAAGGAAGCCAUUGACCAUGAUAAAAGAGCAUAUUCCUUCUGUGGAACGAUCGAGUAUAUGGCUCCAGAGGUGGUUAACAGGAGGGGCCACACACAAAGUGCAGACUGGUGGUCAUUUGGAGUGCUAAUGUUUGAGAUGCUGACAGGAUCGUUGCCAUUCCAAGGCAAAGACCGUAAAGAAACAAUGGCCCUUAUUCUAAAGGCCAAAUUGGGGAUGCCGCAGUUCCUUAGUCCCGAGGUACAGAGUUUAUUAAGAGCACUCUUCAAGAGGAACCCUGCUAAUCGUCUAGGCGCAGGACCAGAUGGAGUGGACGAAAUAAAAAGUCACUGUUUCUUUGCGUCGAUCAACUGGAAUAAGUUGUACAGGAAGGAAAUCAGGCCACCGUUCAAACCAACAGUCGGAAGACCCGAGGACACUUUUCACUUUGACCCAGAGUUCACCUCCAGAACGCCUACCGACUCUCCUGGCAUCCCGCCCAGUGCAAACACACACCAACUGUUCCGUGGUUUCAGUUUUGUUGCCACUAAUCAAAGUCAGGAACCAAGUGUGGCCAGCGUUCCGCCUUCCCGCCCGGAAGGGAACACCAUUAAUCCUCUUGCACAGCAUCUCCGUGGCGAUGUGGCCUUCAGUGACAUUUAUGAACUGAAGGAGGAAGUUGGCCAGGCAGCCAACUCGGUCUACAGGAAAUGUCUUCAUCGAGUGACUGCUGUGGAAUAUUCAGUGAAGAUUAUUGACAGAGGAAGGAAAGAUCCAUCUGAAGAGAUUGAGAUUCUUUUAAGAUACGGACAGCAUCCUAACAUCAACACGUUAAAGGACGUGUUUGAUGAUGGCCAAUGUGUGUACCUGGUUCAGAAUUUGUUGAGAGGAGGUGAGCUGCUCGACAGAGUGUUGACCGUGCCAAAUUUCAUUGAGAAAGAUGCAUCCGACAUCAUCUGCACACUAACCAAGACUGUGGAAUAUUUACAUUCCCAGGGGGUUGUGCAUCGGGACUUGAAACCCAGCAACAUUCACUACUGUGAUGACAGAGGACUUCCAGAAUGCAUCAGGAUAUGCGAUUUUGGUUUUGCCAAACAGCUGAGAGCUGAAAAUGGCUUACUGAUGACGCCAUGUUACACAGCAACAUUCAUGGCACCAGAGGUUCUAAAAAAGCAGGGUUAUGAUGCUGCAUGUGACAUUUGGAGCUUGGGAAUCUUACUGUACACCAUGAUUGCUGGUUUCAGUCCUUUUGCCAGCAGUCCCGAAGACUCGGCAGAAGAAAUUCUCGCUCAAAUUGGUUGUGGUAAAUUCAUCAUCAGUGGAGGUAACUGGGAGCUGGUGUCAGAUGCUGCCAAGGACAUUGUGACCAAGAUGCUCCAUGUGGACCCCCAUCAGCGCCUGACUGCCCCCCAGGUCCUUCGCCAUCCCUGGAUUGUGGGGAGAGACCAGCUCUCUGAUACAGUCCUCACAAGACAAGAUAUGCUCACUGUCAAGGGGGCGCUGUCCGCCACCUAUUCGGCCUUGAGGCGCUGUACUCCAGCUCCGCUCUUAGAACCCGUUAAGUCCUCCAGCUUGGCCCAGCGGAGGGAAUUGAAGAAAGUUGGGAGUACAGUCAUUAAUUCAGACCUUAAAGAAAAAGGGUAGAUAAAGCAGACGAAUCUGAUUUGUAAUAAGAAAAAUAAUUCUUUCACACAUGCCUCUGGAAUUAGAUAUCUAAAAUUCUGGUUCCAAAUUGUAAAGUUGCAGUGGCCUUUAUCAGAUGCAGCGGUUUGCGCUCAAUUGCCAUUUAAAAAAAAGGACACACACUGGACUCUCCCUAAGGUACAAAUGCACAACGUAAUGAGAAACACUGCUGAAUUGCAUCAUACUGAGAGAUGUUUCAAAUAUUGUCGAUACCUUCCAGCAAGUAUGUGGUUAAAGAGUGGGGGAUUGAUGUCGAAAUGAUGCAUCUGUACCUUAUACGCGUCCAGUGAAAGCAAUAACAGUUUUGAGUAUAUUUCCUCAUAAUUAAGACCAACUGACAGUGACUGCAUGGUUGAAGACUCCAAGUCAUGGUUUCCUCACUUUGGCAUACCGGGUUUCAAAAACACAUUUCCUAGAACAUCUCUUCAAUGUGAAUGUUUUAUGUUUGCUUAGUCUUCUAUGGCUCAGCAUUAAAACCUGUAGUGAGAUGCAGCUUAUUCGUCAUCCAAAAUCGGGUUCAGCAGAUGGUAGACAGAACCACGAAAAAGUAUUCAGCUUUUUCCAUUCUUAUUCACUCACUCAAAUCCACAUGCUUUUCUUCUUUAUGUGUGUAUAUAAUUCCAAAGUGAACUGAGUUAACGACACCAGUGCAGUCACAACAAGCUCAUACCAUUUGAUGGUGUGUGCGUGUUUAUGGUUGGCCUCCUUAGCUGCAUCUUAGGACCCUUACAGUCCCAAAUAAAAAAAGACUUCCAAGUAUCCGCUGAUGUCUUAUGGACCAAUUAGCUGUGAAAAUAUUCCAUUAAUCCAGCCGUGUCGUGUUCCUUUAUGACAACGUUAUUUGGCUUACAAGUCGUCAUUGUUAGCAUGGCUCGACAGUGAACACCACACCCAUAGCGACCCUUUUUAGAACGAAUAACCCUGCAAUUAUUCUGUGUGUGAUCCGCUAUGGCUGCCAUUCAGGCUUCUGUUUUUGCUUGUAGCUUUGAAAGCUAACUCAAUAAUUGCUGCAGCACUGAGUGUAAAUAAUCCGCUGUAUUAAGGCAAUCACAAAUGCGAGGUAAGAUUGAAGCAGUUUUUGAAAAUGAGAAGCCCCCUUUGCUGUGCAAUGUGUCAACCAGAAAGUAGUUCAAGAGCCACGCAAUAAUACUCUCAUGUGUAACCGAAUACAAUCGUUGUGAUGAAGCAUUGCUGUUGCAUUCACAUUAUUUUCACGAAACACCCACUUAUUAGGUUCACCAGCACAACUUAAUGAGAUCCCAAAAGAAGAAAAGAAAUAAAAGAGGUGAACCAAAAAUUGUCAUUUUACUUUUGUCAGUAAUAAACAAUAAUACCUAAUAUUAUUUAUCAUAGAGGUAUUCUUUGGACAUUAUGAUGAUUAUUGCUGCAGUCCGCGAUGGUGCAAAACUGCUAUGCAUUAAAAUUAGAUAUACCGCAGUACGCAUGUAGCUUUGGAGCUCUGGGAUUGGAUGUCGUUAGAUUGCGCCGGUGUACCACAUGUACCCAAAUUUAGUGAUUCAUCUGAAUAAACGCAUUUCCACUGCACAGUUGAGUCAGGUAGCAUAAAGCUGGUUAUGACUGAUAUGUUGAUACGUUUUAAUGAUCAAGACAUGUUUGAGGUAAUGCUGUGAAGAUGGUGCUGUUUAUUUAUGUAGACUGCACCUGGUGUUGCACUAAAUCACCUGGCCAAGGUUCAGUUGUUAUUAAUGUCAUGUGUAACAAGGAGCAAGCUUGGAGACUGUAAAUAUUGUGUGUGCAAACUGUACAUAUUGUAUCAUUCAUCCAUUUAUGGGUGCAGAUACCAUCUAUACCGGGCUAAUCAUCUAAAUGGUUGGUUAAUAUGCCAAAGUUUUACAAAUAAAAGCUAACAUUACAGACA